Molecule: messenger RNA, 1434 nt
Organism: Xylaria bambusicola
Lineage: Eukaryota; Fungi; Ascomycota; Sordariomycetes; Xylariales; Xylariaceae
Product: carbohydrate esterase family 5 protein
Exons: 3
Coding region: 370-1071 (233 amino acids)
Molecular function (GO): hydrolase activity
Source: RefSeq, a predicted model, not a curated record
GCUGGGGCGGGGGCAGGGAGGGGCUUGUGCGGAAUUACACAGGAAAUGUUGGGCGUGAGCUGGUCGUUAUCGUGAGAGGGAAAUAAGCACAGAGAAACAGAGCUAUUCGAAGAACAGAAGGUCUGAAUCCUCUCAAGGGUAAAGUGGUCAGGGUCAUUCCGCGCUUAGGAACCUACGAAUCGCUAUAUUCGGCUGAAACAAGCAUGUCCUCGUGCGCAAAUGGUUGGAAUUGGGGAUGAAACAUGACGAAGAUAUAAGUAUCAGAUCUGCCCCCUGGAUAAGGAGCAGGAUGAGCUUUUUCUCUCAUCCCUUUGCCAUCCCUCGAGUGAGCUAUUCCAGUGUACACCUCGCCUCCCCAAGAAUAUCAACAUGAUGCGUCCUACGGUCCUCAGCUUGGGUCUGGCCACGAUGGCUGCCGCUGCCCCUUUCGCCGUCCCGUUGAACGAGACGCGGGCAGCAGCAGUUACCUGCGUCUCUGGGUUGUACAUGAUAGCUGCUCGCGGGUCGAACGAGGACCCGGGGGAGGGACCCCUAGUCCAGAUCACCGAUGCCGUCAAGACCCUCGUCCCAGGUUCCGCCAGCAUCGCCGUAGACUACCCGGCGGCCAUCUACGAUGAUGGAACGUACCCUGUCUCUGUGUACAGGGGUAUUGACGACACUAUCGAGAAGAUCCAGGACUACGUGGCUGCUUGCGGCGCAUCAAGCCGCAUUGUGCUGCUGGGUUACAGUCAGGGAGGCAACGUCAUGACUGACACCCUCGCUGGCGGCGUGCUGAAGCCCGAUCCGAUCACUGAGGACUACAGAAGCUACAUCAAAGCCGUCGUUACCUUUGGCGACCCUACAUUUACCGCCGGGGUUUCCCCCAUAGAUGUAGGCACGGCUACUAAGAAUGGUAUCUUCUCUCGAGGUGGUGACAGCCUCGAGUUGUUGAGGACCUACAGCAGCGUUCUGCGAAUGUUUUGUCUCGAUCACGAUACCUUCUGCGCUACCGGCAGCUCAUUGGAUGUCCAUUAUUCUGAGGUGCCUACCUUUGCCCAGGCUGCUACCGACUUUAUCGUUUCGAUGGCUUAAGGGGAGAUGGCAAUCUGGUAGUUAAUCAUGAAAUUUGGUUGUGUGAUGUAAUGAGGGACAUGUUACUAUGACCUGGAAGCGCGGUGUCUCUUGUAUAUACUUUGAACAACUUCUUCAUAUGAUGGGAUUUGGUUGUUCAAUGGCUUGGGAUGUUAUAUCGGAUGAUUUAUUGAGAAUAUGAUUAUAAAAGUAUGAUUAUUAUGAGCGGAGCUGAAUGUGCAGUUAUUGGGCCGUUACAGCUACCGGUCGUCUGGUUAUACAGUUUAGGUACGACUACUAGAAUGGAGUUCAACAAAGGGUGGUAAAUCAUGCUCAUAGUAUGAGGGCCUCACGGUCUAAUUAGGUUGUAAUGCAAAGGUAGCU